AAAGAAAUACAUCCGCGAAGCGAGCACGUCAAUGCGUGCAUUGAACUAAAUAUAAAAAAAAUAAUAAAUUCCCGCCAAGACUGUGAAAUAGCACAGCUAACAAAUCGCGUGUGCGUGUUUAUAGAUAUGUGAAGUGACGUGAAUGUGAUCAAUUGAAUAAUAAGUGUUAUUUUGUGCUGAACGAGAGGACUGUUAAUUGGUGAACACAACAUGAAGCGAUCACGGCACAGAUGGCUGGAGUUAAGUCUAUUCUGUAUAACAAUAGCGGCUUUAUCCAGCCUGCCCACCACGUCAGCGGUUCGAGCUACUUCCCUGAUCUUCAGUAAGACGUCCACCACCGCCGCGCCUGAGGAGGAGGUUUCAGCGCCUGAUGAGGAAGCACAAGUGGAGCCCACUGGUGAAGCAGAAACAAACACAACUAGCAAGCUAACUGGUAUACCCCAGAUAGACUAUAUCUACGACCCCAACUUGCCUCGUGAGCUGAACGGCUACAACCUCUCGGGAUAUCCGUUCUAUGAAGCUGUUCCACCACCAGAGACUAUGGACUUCAAGUGUGACGGUCUACACGAUGGCUUCUACGCUUCUGUGCCGCAUAAGUGUCAGGUCUACCACCACUGCUUAUUCGGUACGCGAUACGACUUCCUCUGCGCUAACUAUACAGCCUUCGACCAGAAGACGUUUAUUUGUCAUUUCGUGUCUGAAGUAGAUUGCAAGAACUCACCGAAUUAUUUUAACAGAAACGAAGCAUUAUACAAGCAAGAUAGCACCACCACCCCCGCGCCCCCCUCAACCACCUCAACCACAACGACCACCACCCCCCGCCCGCCCAGACCUGGGCGGAGGCGGCCCUAUCAUAGAUAUGAGUAUUAUGAUGACGACGAGUAUUACUACCCGAGGGAUAGAGAUGAAUAUGAUUAUGAAGAAAGAGGAGGCAGACGUCAAAGACCUCGACCAGGAAGGCCAGGCAAAAGAAGGCCCCAGGAUGAUUACGAUGACAGAUAUGAAACACGUUCAAGACCACGGGACGACGCUGAUGAUGACUAUGAUGAUAGAAGACCAUAUGAAAGACCAAGAGGCAAAAGACCGUAUACAGACUACAGAAGACCAUACGACGAUGAUGACAGACGACCUUACAAAGGCGGAAGACGACAAAGACCAAGGGACGAAGAUGAUGAAAGAUAUAGAACUGAUGAUGAAGAUAGACCCAGAGCAAGUGGAAGACCAAAACCUAGACCUAGGGACGAAUUUAGAUCUAGGGACGAAGUUGAAGAUGAGAAAUUAGAUAGAACUAUGGAUGAUGAAAGGUUAAGAGAUGAACGUCCAAGGGAUGAAAUAAGACCUCGAGAUGAAGUUCGGCCUAGAGAUGAAGUCAGACCUAGAGAUGAAAUUAGACCUAGGGAUGAAAUAAGACCUAGGGAUGAAAUAAGACCUAGGGAUGAAAUUAGACCCAGGGAUGAAAUAAGACCUAGGGAUGAAAUUAGACCUAGGGAUGAAAUUAGACCUAGGGACGAAAUUAGGCCCAGAGAUGAAAUCAGGCCAAGAGAUGAAAUAAGAUCUAGAGAUGAAAUCAGACCUAGAGACGAAAUAAGACCUAGGGAUGAAAAACGUCCAAGGGAUGAACCCGAUGUAAAUGAUGAAAUUAAGCCACGGGACGAAUUCAGAUCUCGAGAUGAAAUUCGCCCACGGGAUGAAUAUCGUUCAAGAGAUGAGAAAAGACCCGACAGGCGACCGUUCAGAGAUGAAGUUCCUGACAUUAAGCCCACAGAAAGGCCUUCAAACGAAGGACGUAGACUUUACCGUCCAUUCAAGGGUAGAGAGGAAAGACCAUAUCUAAAGCCGGAGAGAAACUACGAUAGUGACGAUAAAAUACAAGAGGAAAAGCGUCAAAUACCCACGGGUCCAGAUUCGCAGCCAUUAGUCAAGCCAAAUGGUCAUGGAAUUUUUAGCAAACCAAGAAUGCCACCAAAAAUAAAACGACCAGUUCCUUUAAAUGAAAAAGAAAAAUAUGAAUAUGUUCCUGUAUCCACCACUAAAUUACCACCAAAAGCAGCUGACGAUGAUUAUUAUGAUGAUUAUGAAGAAGACGAUAUAAGUAGACCCAUGCCCUCUGCUAAGACUACCACAAUUCAACAGAGACCUAAACCAGAACCGGUCGAAAGAGAAAAAUUUAAACCCUCCAGACCAACAGGACCCGCUAAUUUAAAAGCGAAAAAGACCAAAAGACCAAUAGAUUACGAUGAUGAUGACUAUUAUUACGAGCCUGCUCCUAAAGCUGCAAAGUAUACUUACACGCAAAGAGGCAAAGACGAUAGACCAGCAAAAGUGAAAGAUGAUGAUUAUUACGAUGAGGAAAAAGAGAAAGAAGCGCCCCCUAGAAAAAGGAUAGAUGACGAAGUAGUCGACAAGGUGAAGGACGUGAGAACAAACGUAAAAGUUGUUAAGCGUCCUUUUUUACCGUCUAGGGGUGGGAGUCCCUACCUACCAAGAGGUUUACAACCGGUAGGUGGGAAAAACAUGAACUCAGCACCAAGCACCACCCCUAAACCGACUACCACUUCCUCUACCACUACCACUAGCACUACUACUACUACCACUACCACCACCACCACCACCACACCUAAACCCACCACAACAUCCAGACAAACAACAACACGCACAACAACAACUGUGCCAACCGCGGCAACAACACCAAAACAAGAAGAAGAAUAUGAAUACUACGACGAAGACGAAGACGAUUAUGAGAACAGCAAUAAACAAGAAGCCGAAACAACAACAAAGGCCGCAGAUGUUAAAACAAACCCACCAACAACAACCCAAGCGAACAGAGCAAAAGAUCUAGCAACAAAGGUACUGCGAACAUUCAACGACAAUUACGAAGCCAUCAAAGAACAACUAGAAUCUACACUGAAGCCCGGUGCGUACCUAAAACCAUACAUCUCCCAGAUAAAUAAAGAAACCGGCAAACAAAUAGAACCGAAACCGGAAAUAUCCAAACCCUACACCGCCACCGGAAAACCGUUAAAACUAGACGUGUCCAUCAAGCAGAAUUUAGCCGAUUCCAUCGAAAAUGAGUAUGAUGAACGGUAUAACGAAGCUCUCGCUCCCAGCCUGCCCAACAUUCGAGCUCCAAGCGGUUUUAUAGUACCUACAAACCGAGACUAUACCUUCAGUAGAUUUAGGAAUAGCCUCCAAGCAGAUCCGCAGUACGCAGCGUCAGAGUUAUCCCAGUUCCAGGUUAGAAAAUUACCCCAAAUAUCGGGAGUAAGUCUCCGUACUCCCACGUCUUAUUAUUUAAAGCCCCAAUUGGGUUACAAGGAUGGGCUAACGAGGCCGGUUAGGCAACUUGUAUAUAGGCAAUUCGGAGAAUUUUUUUAAAUAGCUGAGGGUAACCUUUGAAAGAUGGAAGCGUUGUGAUUUAGGUCGUAAGAAUCCGAUGCUUCGUUAAUACUCUGUAUAUUAAAUCUGAACAAAAACCGAUGGUUUUUGAUAGAUUACCUCGUUAGUAAAUGAAACAGGAUCAUUCAAUGUUUACUUCCAAUCUAUAAUUAAUCAUUUUUUAUAUCCUUUUUCUAAUAUAUUAUAUUUAUUCAAAACAAUCAGUUCAGAAUACUGAGUUACACAAGGAAGCAUAUUAUGGCAACUUCUAAAAACUAUAAUAUUAAAACCGAUUUAACAUAAAGUAUCAAAUAAGUGAUAAGUUAGUUGUAGCUUAGUGAGUAAUGUGUAAAUAAAACACACUUUAAAAACAUUGGCACUCUAUAAAAAUAUGUCGCUAUUUGACAAAAGUUUAUAUUAAUAGAAAUAGAUAAUGAAAUAAUUUAUAGAAUCACAAAUUUAUUUAUUAAUAUUAUUUUUAAUAAGCACACACGACAUUUUUGUUAUUUAAUUUUGACAUAUCUACAAUCUUUAUUUAUGUAUUUUUUCGUUUUAUACAUUUGUACACAAUAACCUUACAAUACCCAAUAUAAGCUUCUUAUAAGUUUUGCAAAUAUGAAUUUAACAGUUUUAAAUCGUGAUUUUUAUGUAAUCGUCAUAUGACCCUAAAAGUAUCGUUUAAUAUAAGCGUAAACGGAAAAAUUAUUAAUUUUCACAAAAAACUAAAACGCCUCCGAAAUUGUUGGAACAAGACUCAAUGAGAAAAAGAACCACCCAUAAGUACUCAGAAAAACUUACAAAAAAUCCAGUCAAAUUGAAAACUGCUCCUUUUUGUAAGUCGGUUUAUAGUCAUCAUGCCAACGUGACCUUAAUUCUAGAUAGUAUUAAAAACCACGGUUUAAAUUUGUUAACUUAAACCUUAUUUAGGAGAACCUAUCACUGCCGAUAAAUAACGAAUUUAAAAUACUCUUAGUUACCUAUUCCUUAGUAAAUCGCGAUUUUUCAAAGGUUACCUAGGUAUUUUGGAAUCGUAGUGUUAGUUCUGUAUAUUUGAACACUAAGAUCAUUAAAUUGGGACAUCUACGAUUUCAUAAGCACUGAUGUAUUGGUAAUAAAAUGACAA
Zerene cesonia (dogface butterfly) is the source of this 4498-nucleotide messenger RNA. RefSeq lists its product as uncharacterized. Gene Ontology annotation, cellular component: extracellular region. The transcript is spliced from 9 exons. Gene Ontology annotation, molecular function: chitin binding. The record is from RefSeq and is a predicted model, not a curated record. NCBI's taxonomy places the organism in Eukaryota, Metazoa, Arthropoda, Insecta, Lepidoptera, Pieridae. Bases 211 to 3375 code for a protein of 1054 amino acids.